GGGCUCGGUCCCAAGGCCCCCUUCUUUCUGCGAGGGGACUGCUUUCUGCGGCGUCGGUUUCGUGAGAGAGCGAGCCUGCCUCAGCCCCCUCUUUGGCCGUCAACUGCUCGCCUCCCCGUGUUUUUUUCACGUCUUUCUCGCCCACCCACACCCACGAAGGUACUACGUCGGGAGUGCCAUCGUUCUGCGUGUCGGCGUGCAGUGCCGUCUACCUUGCCGGAUCGCUUCGAAGUCCGCUCGCUCUCCUCUACGUUUGACAGCAGCGAGCGCCGGUCUGAAGUCAGCACGCUUGAUUGCCAAGCCGAUCGGUCUCAUCCUGAAGGAUCUCCAGUCAGUUGAGCAGCGGCGUUCAGCGAUGGCAGCUUGUCCGUGGUCCGUGAUCCUGAUCUGUGCCUGUGCGGCGUUGGCGGCUGCGCUUUGCGGCGGAGCUGCAGUUCGAAGUUACGCCCGACGACGAAAGAUUUAUGCAGCACGACAUUCUGUUCCGUCAGCACCCGAACCAGAGGAACGAAGUUGGCGGGCCGUGCCGCAACAGCAACCACUGCCGUCCACAGCUGUGCUGCCUCCUGGCUAGGAACCACACACGCACCUGCCAGCCACUGUCCAGGAUCGGGGAAAAGUGCACCGAGGGCCAAGUAAAGGGCGGUGCCUACCCGGAUCACUGUCCCUGUCUUCAAGGUAUCUGCUCCCUGAAGCGUGAUCGAGUUCACAACUUUGGCGACAACGGAGUAUGCGUACCAUCAUCAAGCCAGGGUCAACGUCCCGUGACGUCGGGAACCCGCCAGAGGUCGCAGUUUUCUAGGCCCUAGAGGAACGCACCCAAUCGAAGCGCCCAUUACUAACUGGACGGGCUCUGAAGAGGCUGCUUGUCACACUGUAUUCAAUUAGAUUCAUUUUUGCAUUUUUGUACUAUCAGCUCCAGCGAACAAUAAGACAUCACUCAUAUGCCAGCUUUAAUCUGUCCUCGCGCAUUCAUCAACAAGUGCUUACGACCGGUAGUUAGGUAACGACAAUUUAGUGUUUUUUUCCCUCACAGAGUAAUACACUGGGAACAUAGACUUUAAAGGGACAUUAAAGACAAAGAUAAGUUGAGCUGUGUAGCAAAUUACGCUUCUACAAUGCCGCAAAAGCCACUCUUACAGCGAGAAGCGUCUUGUUAAGCCAGCAAACACGCGAAGCGCGGGAAACGAGUGGUGACGCCCCACACAAGUUCGCGCACCAGUUCGCCAUUACGUCAUAAAUGUUGAUGACGUUUGCUCGGGCUCAGUUCUCCUGGUGAAACGUAGAACACGUAGUAUUCUGGGGGAUCCACUGUCUGAAUUUAGGAACUUUUGAAUACUUUUAAUGGCGCCGCAACGGGCCAAAUGCGACAAAAUACUUCAAAAUUUAUGACGUCACAGUGACGUACAGGCGGUAGGGUUUUGGCGGGAAAUUCAUAAGCUGCAAAGUCUGGCUUUCAUUUUCUCUUUUCGUAAUCAACCUCUCACCGUUCACAUAAAAAUUGUUUUUUUUUUUAAAAAGAAAGGACUUUUUAGAUCUAAACUGACUCUGCGUUUGCAUACACGUACAUGCCCAAAAGAGAUACAGUGGGUAAAAUUAACUAAUUUAUGUACAAUUGCGCUCAUAAUGUUUUAAUAGCAAGACAAGUGAAUGGAGUGGACGCAGUGGUAACAGAGCUACAUUGAUAAUAAAAUUUACAACGGUAUAAAUUUCGCCUCAUAUAAUCAUAAGCUCAUUCAUUACGGAAGUAAGAUCGCGCACUUAUUGUUUAGAACACGUCGCGUGAAGGUGCAAGACGCCUUGAACCAAGGUGAACCAGCACCACUUUUCAGUAGGUGGCAACAAAACUUUAUUUUGAAAUGUGUAUGAGCCGAGAUCGGUUAUGGCAAUGACCAAGUGUGACCGAAUGAAAAUAAAGGCACUAAGGCAAAGCCUUCAAACCUCGCAAUAUUACAUCUAGACCAGCAUCAACGUUGCAGGAACUUGAACAACUCCUUCGGACGGAGGCAUAUCACGCGACCUAGCACGGUAUUUAGCUUGACUGACCUUCCAUAUAUUUCUUUUAUUUAGCGCUUAUUUGUCAUCAUUUUAUGCCAUUACUAAUCAGCGUAGUAGUGGUCCAAAUAGCUAGUUUACGUAGUUUUUUGAGAUUUCGGUACGCCGGAGAUAUCUCGGUGCAGUAGGAGCGGUUGCCUACUCUAGAGACGUGACGUCUGCUAGUGUACGGACAACCGCCAGCACUUAAAAGUGAGCUCUAGUUAUCCGACUUUGCGGCAGGCUUAUAAGGGUAGACAAAAACGCCGAGGACUUCAAUCUAAGGUGUAUAUCUACAUCCCAAUUUGGAAUGUUGGUACAGGAUGAACAGUUUUUUUUAUUUGGCACUUAUUACCAUAGAUUUGAUAACUGAAAAGCAAUACGCUGUUCCUGAAUAUUCGUUGAAAAAAAAUGAACAAAGCCAGUAAAGUUAAGUGUGAAUAGCUCUAUGGGCGCCAAUUUUGUGUCAUAAUUUUACGUUUUGCACGUUUCGUGUCUUGGUUGCGCCUACUGCUAGAUUUCAAGUUCUGCGACCUUAGGCCUCGCAAAGCUGGGAGCCCAAUUACAGUGAUUACGAGGUUUCACAUAUAACAAAUAAUUAUUACGAUUACAAUACCAAUGAACCAUUUCGCUCACAGUGUUUGUCCAUGAACUCACCAGCUCUCGUGUGCAUACGACAUAUGAAGUGUGGAUUUCGGCCACGUUUGUUAGCUUCCAGAUGUGACGGGAAAAAAAAUAGUUGUUGCUAUGUCUUUAUUUUCGUGCGCAUCUUGUGAAGGCCAGACAUAAGAAGAAUGAAAAAUGGAAGUCACGGGAUAUUCUAACUUCAAUAAACACCAACUUCCGAGGUCUAUACGCCAGCAGUCCUCCUAACCGUCCCGAAUGAAUUGGAAAAAUUGACAGUUACAUGUCACCCUGAGCAGUUCCUAGACAGCGUCUUCAUCUAUCUCAAGUCAGAAAACACCGCAGACACACACACACACACACACUCGCACAAACAGAAAUUUGAAGAGCACAUGACAUUCAGAGUAACUUCACAGGCUCCGUUUUUCAUUCUAGAAUAGAAAUCUUGCAGAGUGAUAGCUUUUCCAGUGUUUGCCGUCUGUCAUGCAUCAAUAAACAAUUUUUUGUUUCUUUGUU
Messenger RNA from Dermacentor silvarum, 3174 nucleotides. RefSeq lists its product as uncharacterized. NCBI's taxonomy places the organism in Eukaryota, Metazoa, Arthropoda, Arachnida, Ixodida, Ixodidae. The record is from RefSeq and is a predicted model, not a curated record. Bases 465 to 809 code for a protein of 114 amino acids. The transcript is spliced from 3 exons.